Molecule: messenger RNA, 1086 nt
Organism: Fundulus heteroclitus (mummichog)
Lineage: Eukaryota; Metazoa; Chordata; Actinopteri; Cyprinodontiformes; Fundulidae
Exons: 3
Coding region: 1-1086 (361 amino acids)
Molecular function (GO): GTP binding
Source: RefSeq, a predicted model, not a curated record
AUGGAAGGAAUAACGUAUGUUCAUGAUAAUGCCAUCAUAGACAAGGGACCCCCUGUCCGUUAUCAUCUGAGGCUGGAGAAGAAGAACCUUGAUGGAGAUGAAGCUGGGUCCAAACUCAUAAGAUACACCCUUGGAAAGAAAGAUCCAACCAAGCCAAAUAAAACAAUCCUGCUGGUUGGAGAGACAGGAGCAGGAAAAUCCUCCUUUAUCAACUCUUUUCUGAACUAUGCAAUAGGAGUAAAAGAGGGAGACAAAGUUUGGUUUGAGAUUGUCAAUGAAACUAUUAAAGCCUCGGGAAGUGUGACAUCUCAGGUGAUAGUUUAUGAGAUCUAUGGUUUUGAAGGUAAAACUCUGCCAUACUCUCUGACCAUCAUCGAUACUCCUGGAUAUGGAGACACCAGAGGGAUUGAAAAAGAUGCUGUGAUUGCUCAGAAAUUGUAUGAUUUAUUUCGGUCAGAGGAGGGUAUACACACAGUUGAUGCAGUGGGACUGGUAAUGAAAGCAAGUGAUAAUCGAUUAAGUGACCGACUGCUGUAUAUUCUCAGUUCGUCGCUGGCGCUGUUUGGAAAAGACCUUGAGAAGAACCUUGUAGCUCUCAUCACUCACUCAGAUGGAAUGCCACCCACAGUUGCUCUAAAAGCUCUUGAAGAUGCAAACGUUAAACUGGCCAAAAAUGAGAGAAACCAACCAGUUCACUUUGAGUUUAAUAAUUGCCUGAGCACUAAAAUAACAGAAGAAACUGAGUUUGGGUUAAACCAGGCAUGGGAAGUUACAGAGAGAGGAAUGGGUGGAUUCAUAACAUUCCUGGAACAGACUCCACCUCAAAGGCUGGAGAAAACCGUGUUAGUCCUAGGCCAGCAGAUCAGAUUGGCAGCCUGCAUUAACAAUCUGGUAGACAAAAUUGAUCUGAACAAAAAGAAGCAGAAAGAGAUUGAAAAAACUAUAGAAUAUCUAAAGAAAUAUGAGAAUAAAUUUAAAAUAGGAGAGAAUUUCACAUACGAAGCUCAAGAGUACUACGUGGAAAAGGAAGACAUUUAUGGAGGGAUGUGGUUCUCUAUGUUUGGUGGAGCAGUCACUUCAGUGUGA